This is a messenger RNA of Homarus americanus (American lobster), 1809 nucleotides long. Its product is annotated as zinc finger MYM-type protein 1-like. NCBI's taxonomy places the organism in Eukaryota, Metazoa, Arthropoda, Malacostraca, Decapoda, Nephropidae. Bases 1 to 1809 code for a protein of 602 amino acids. The transcript has a single exon. The record is from RefSeq and is a predicted model, not a curated record.
AUGGGUGUUUCAAGAUCUCAAUUCACAUCUGAUGGGUUCUGCCACUGGAAGCAUGCUAAUAGGCUUGUCGUCCAUGAGCAAUCAAAGGACCACAUUCAAGCAGUUUUGUCAGCAGCAAGUCGUGCAAAGGGAGAUGGAGGUAUAGAUUCAAAACUAACUACGCUUGUGGGUCAAAUUGAGCAGUAUUGGUGUAGUCUUCUAAAGCAAUUGAUCAGCAUGCUUAAAUUUUUAUGUGAAAGAGGGCUAGCUCUUCGUGGAGAUGAUGAAAUAAUUGGAUCUCCUCAUAAUGGAAAUUACUUGGGAUUACUAGAGCUUUUGGCCGAGUAUGAUGAUUUCCUCAGGCAACACAUCCAGAAUCAUGCUAAUCGUGGCACUGGUCAUACAAACUAUUUGUCUUCAACCAUCUGUGAAGAAAUUGUCAGACUAAUGGGCAAUGAAGUACUGAACGAAAUUAUCUCACGUAUAAAGCUCUCAAAAUAUUACUCAAUUUCUCUAGAUUCCACCCCUGAUGAAGGCCAUAUUGAUGAACUAACUCUGAUAAUAAUCAGAUACAUGGAGCAUGACACACCCGUUGAAAGAUUUGUGAAAUUCUUGCCAAAUCAAGGACACAAGGCUCAAGAAAUGUUUGAAUGUUUGAUGAAGUUUCUUGCAGACAAUGACAUUGACAUUCAAAAUUGUCGUGGGCAAUCUUAUGGUAAUGCAACAUCUAUGAGUGGGAGGUACAAUGGUCUGCAAGCCAAAGUUGUAGCUGAAAAUCAUCAUGCAAUUUGGUUACCCUGUGCUGUUCAUUCAUUAAACUUGGUUGGAAAGGCUGCAGCUGAAUGCUGUCAAGAAGCUAUCUCAUUUUUUUAUUUUCUUGAGGCAAUUUAUGUGUUCUUCACAGCUUCUACACAUCGUUAUGCAAUUCUUGGUGAUUUAUUGAAAACUGUAGCGUCUGGCCCAGUAUCUAUGUCAAAGAGGAUUUCCACAACAAGAUGGUCCUGUCGAGCAGUUGCAGUGAAAGUAGUUGUCCAAGGUUAUCUCCCAAUCCGUGAAGGACUUGCUAAAAUAGCUAGAGAUGAAAAUGAGACAAGCAAAACAUUUUAUGAAGCCAAUGGUCUCCAUGAUAAGAUGUGCAAGUUAGAGACUGCUAUUUAUGCUGUGUUUUGGCAUGACAUUCUCGGCAGAGUUGAUGCAACAAGUCAUGCAUUGCAAGAUCCUAAACUCGAUUUGAACACAGCAGUAGCAAUGCUGAAGUCCUUGGAAUGUUUUGUACGAGAAAAAAGAGAUUGCUUCCAUGUUUAUGAGAAGAAGGGAAGGGAAAUGUCAGAAACUGGGGAUUAUUCACAGACACGCAAGCGUCAACGUAAUGUACGACUCAAUCCAUUGGAUUAUGGACGAUCAGAAGAAGCAGCCCUCUCACAGUCAGAAAAAUUUCGGGUUCAGAAUUUCCUUCCAGCAAUUGAUCAGUUCCUGAGUUCACUGGAUCAACGGUUAAAGGCCUAUGAGGAAACCUGUUCACUUUUCGGGUUCUUGUCUAAACUGGAGUCAAUGAAUUGUGACGAAAUUGAAGCAGCUGCAGCAAAAUUGGUUGCCGAGUACAAAAAUGAUUUGGAUCAAACACUUGGAGUUGAACUUGUGCAGUUUACAGCAUUCUUCACUCAAUUUCUUGAAGACGAAGAUGAUGAGAAAGGGAGGGCACAUUACCUUUACAAGCUGUUGAUAGACAAGAGAGUUGUAGAUGCAUUUCCAAAUGUUGAAAUAAUGCUACGGAUGUACUUGGUGCUCAUGGUCAAAAUUGUUCUGGAGAACGUUCUUUCAGUAAAAUGA